This is a messenger RNA of Lottia gigantea (owl limpet), 1740 nucleotides long. RefSeq lists its product as hypothetical. Bases 1 to 1740 code for a protein of 579 amino acids. Lineage: Eukaryota; Metazoa; Mollusca; Gastropoda; Lottiidae. The transcript has 3 exons. Gene Ontology annotation, biological process: cell surface receptor protein tyrosine kinase signaling pathway; positive regulation of MAPK cascade. The record is from RefSeq and is a predicted model, not a curated record. Gene Ontology annotation, cellular component: cytoplasm.
AUGAAUCCAGUAGUUGCAAGAAAGGGUGGUAAUAAUUGGAAUUCUAAAUGGUGUAUUUUGAUGGCAGGAUCAUCAACAUCUCCUGCUUGUCUUUACAAGUAUGAUUCCAAAGGAGAUACUAAACAUCCAAAAAUAUUGGACUUACAUAAAUUAUCAAAAGUAGAGAAAUAUAGAGAUAGUAAAAUAACAUUUGAAGUAGUGAUUAAAUCUGAUAAUCAUUUUUUUAAAUGUGAAAAUGAAACAGAGCAAGAAUCAUGGAUUCAAGCAUUUGCACAGAUCUUGCAGUCAAGAGACAGGUGUUCCAAGGCCAAUACAGUUAGUGGUGGAGAUUUGAUUGUUGAGGAUAAUUUUUUGUACAAUUCUGUAGAUGACACUCAAUUAUUUAAAGUUAAAGUGAAUGAAAAUGAUGAUUCUAAAAGAAUUGGAUUAAAACCGGAUACAGACUACUAUCUGGCAGUGUUCCUUACUUAUAUAGCUCUUCUAGAUUCUACAAAAAAACAAUUAUAUCAGUGGUCUUAUGAGCAUAUUAAGAGUUUCGGUCGCCUGCCAGACACAUUCCAAAUACAGUCUGGAAGACGCACUAGCACUGGAAACGGGGUAUUUUCCUUUAAUACGACUGAAGGUGACUUAAUUUAUGAAUCAGUACAUAAACAGACGAAAACAAUGAGAUCAUACAAUUCAAAUGAAUCCAUAAACACUGCCCGAUCAUCUCCACAGCCUUCUCAGAAUGAACAAUCAAAAUCACUAAAUCCUUCACACUUAUCUAAAUCAAUGUCUUUCAAAGCUUCUCAUGAAGCCAAAGAAGAAAAAUCACAUCUUUCUAAGUCUGUUAAUGAUGAAACUUCACAUUCAAUACAUGUUAAUAAUGACAACUUGAAGAAAAACUUUGAACAAAACUUAAAACAGGUAUUGAUAAAACAACACAGCAUAGGAGAAGAGUCGAAUAAACAGGUCUUUAAAGGAAGCACAGAGAGCCAAGUUGGCACAAAGAGCUUGAAAAGGGAAAAAGAAAAGGAAAGAAAACAAAGAGAAAAGAAACAAAAAGAAGAGCAGAAAGAAAAGGAGAGAAGGGCAAAGGAAGAAGCAAAGAAACAAGAGAAAGAGAAAAAAGCUCGAGAGAAAGAAAUGAAGAAGAAUAAAGGGAUGAAUUCACGACCCAAGUCACAAAGUCAUUUAUAUUGUAAUCCUGGGAACGCCUAUGAAGAGGUAGAUGAUGUAAGAAUGCCUAGUAUAGAUUCAGCUAGUGCAUAUGCACUGCCCCAGGACAAUAUACCAACAUCAAAACUAUCUGUAGAAAAUCAUUAUGCUGAGCCGGAUAAUAUACAAGGUGCUAGAAAAAGCACUGAAAAACCCAGUAUGUAUGAAACAGCAGAUCAGGAGAGAUCUGAAGCUUGGCGCCAAUUUGGGAGGGACACAGACAACUUGCAUGAAGAAGAUUAUGAGAAUAUUAGAAUUGCAGCAAAAAAUCCUGAAAUCAUUGAAGGUGAUUAUGACAUGCCAGAAGAACUUUGUCCAAAUGCGCCUUCCAUACCAACUGAUGUUGAUGAUGAGACUUAUGACCAUAUUUCAUCUUUUGAUUUCAAGCCAUCACGUAAAUCUGGUAUUGCCAGACCUGAGAGCGAGGUGGAUGAGAAUAUUUAUGGAGAUAAUUCUGGAACAAAGAUUGAAACUCGCCAAACUGCUAGUUCCAGUGAAUAUGAAGAAGCCUCCACUGUACAAGUUAAAAGUCUCCAAAUAUAA